This is a messenger RNA of Acanthopagrus latus (yellowfin seabream), 1952 nucleotides long. Its product is annotated as vasopressin V2 receptor-like. NCBI's taxonomy places the organism in Eukaryota, Metazoa, Chordata, Actinopteri, Spariformes, Sparidae. The transcript is spliced from 6 exons. Gene Ontology annotation, biological process: positive regulation of vasoconstriction; regulation of systemic arterial blood pressure by vasopressin; G protein-coupled receptor signaling pathway. Gene Ontology annotation, molecular function: peptide binding; vasopressin receptor activity. The record is from RefSeq and is a predicted model, not a curated record. Gene Ontology annotation, cellular component: membrane.
AAGCAAAAUGUAAAAAACAACUGGGAAAAAAAAACAACCCCACAGAAGGAAGAGAGUUUUCUCAACUCUUAAAGAACAUUUCACCCUUCAGAUUAUUACAAACAUUCAACAUCAACACAUCUGGAGAUAUAUAGACACUAGACAGGAAGAAUCUGAAAUAAGAAAUGUGAAAAGCACCUAGUAAUUAAUCUUGGCAUAUAAAUGUAGUAAGUGUUGAGUGAAAAGAACAAUAUUUUCGUGGAGUAGAAAUAUAACAUUGCAAUAAACAAGGGAAAUACUCAAGUGAAGUACUAUAUAUUCCUGUAGAAGUACAAAUCUUGGAGAUCCACUAAAUUUUUCUUUUAAUGAUUUCUUUAACAUUUCCUCUGCUCUCCCCCUCUCUUCCUCUCCUCCCCUCCUCUUCCUCUCCAUCCAAGCCAACAUGUCAGUCACCAUGGUAACCGACGUAGACCCCUCCAUCGACUGGUCGGUGGUGUCUGUGACCCCGGCGGGUACGAAUGUCACAGACUGGGAGCGUGACGCCCUCCUGGCCGUGGGAGAGGUGGUGGUGUUGGCUGUCAUCUUUGUGAUGGCGCUGCUCGGCAACGGGCUGGUGCUGGUGGUGCUGCUCAGGCGGAGGGGACACCACAACCCGCUGCACCAGUUCAUGCUCAACCUCUGCGUGGCCGACCUGGUGGUGGCGUUUUUCCAGGUGUUGCCCCAGCUGGUGUGGGAUGCUAAAGGUCGCUUUCCUGGCCCGGACUUCCUGUGCCGGCUGGUGAAAUACCUGCAGGUGCUCGGGAUGUUUGUCUCUUCCUACAUGAUUGUGGCUAUGACGGUGGACCGGCACUACGCCAUCUGCAGUCCCCUGCAGGCCCACCGCAGCGGGGCCAUGCAACGCUGGAACACCUUCAUCCUGCUGGCCUGGGCGCUGUCGCUGCUGCUCAGCCUGCCACAGGUUUUCAUCUUCUCCCAGUCAGAAGUGGCUCCAGGUGUCUAUGAGUGCUGGGGAAGCUUUGCUGAGUCAUGGGGCCUCAAAGCCUACGUGACGUGGAUGACCCUGGCUGUCUUCAUCCUCCCUGUCCUCAUCAUCACCGUCUGCCAGGUGCGAAUCUUCAUGGAGAUCCACAACAAUUUGUACCUGAAGUCAGAGCGCCACCUGUCUCCCUCCUCCCUACCUCCAUCCAGGCGGGACAGCCAGAGAGGAGGAGGAGGAGGAGGAGGAACCAGCAGCAGAGCGAGGUCCAGUCUGCCUGCGUAUGUUUCACCAAUUAUGUUCAACAACCCAGCCACUCACACCAACUUUGGGCCCGGAUCCACCUAUCAGCACCUGCCCAUGGGUCCACUCAGGUCCAACAGCAUUGCUUCACAUUGUGAUAUUCACAGCUACACGGCUGUUCAUUCAGCUGAGCUGCAGCCUGAUGUGCUGCCUGACCCAGCAGCGCCCUCUGCUGUCUGCUGCCCCCCACCCAAAGCGCCCCCUGCCCGUGGUGGAGAGGUAUCCGCGGCCAUGUCGAAGACAGUGAGGAUGACGCUGGUCAUAGUGCUCGUCUACUCUCUCUGCUGGGCCCCGUUCUUCAGUGUCCAGCUGUGGGCCGCCUGGGACCCCGACCCACCUCAAAACGGUGCUGUCUUCACCUUGCUGAUGCUGCUGGCCAGUCUGAACUCCUGCACCAACCCCUGGAUCUACUCCGCCUUCUCCAGCAGCGUCUCCCCGGAGCUCCGGCUGCUGCUGCUCUGUCGCGCACACACGCCGCGCCGAGGCUCCUUACCGAACGACUCAACCACCACACACACCUCCGGUUACUGAACAACAUCCACCAGAAAAACACAGUCAACAACACUGUGACGGCCACGACACGCCAUGAUGUGCCACUUAAAAUACAGAACUGACUCAAAAAUAGCGUGAUUACUUUUCCACAUGUUGACUGUUGUUAAUGAAAGUAGUGUUUUGUUUUUUACAUUUUUGGUAA